ACAACAAUAUCCUACUAGUUCACUUAUAGAAGCACGAUAUCAAACCGGAAAAACAACUUAUUAUAACUGGUACAAUGUGCAAUCUUUAGGAUACUAUCCAGCACAAAUAAAAUUUACUCAAAAAAAUUCUAAAGAAGGUGUUCAAUAUCCGAUUCCUGAUGAAUAUUGUGUUGAAACAAGUUUACUUAAAAAACAAAUACAAUGUAAAACAAAAUAUCAGUCAAAUGGAAGUGUAAGAUUUACAAUUAUAUGGAUAGAAAAUAAAAGUGAAUGGAGUUUACAUAGUGAUAAAUCAGCAUCGAAUUGUUUCAUUAGAUAA
Messenger RNA from Racocetra persica, 319 nucleotides. NCBI's taxonomy places the organism in Eukaryota, Fungi, Glomeromycota, Glomeromycetes, Diversisporales, Gigasporaceae. The record is from the annotation of a GenBank genome assembly.